Stylonychia lemnae is the source of this 1245-nucleotide messenger RNA. Lineage: Eukaryota; Ciliophora; Spirotrichea; Sporadotrichida; Oxytrichidae. The record is from the annotation of a GenBank genome assembly.
AUGUCAUCAUCAUAUUUUUAAUCAGGGGUCUCUAAAAACAGGCCUGCACUCAAAAUUUUCAAAGAGACUCUUCCUUAUUCAUUCAAUUACAGCAGUAGGGUUUUAGCCUAGCUAGAAAAUGAGAAUUCAAAUAGGAGCCAUCUUGGUUCAAAUUAUAAGACUACAAUUAAUUAUAACGCAAGUAUUAUAGCGCAUCCUUAUAUACCCUAUCAAUAGCAAUCUAUUAGUGCAGCAAUUAUUCCCUCUAAAAAGAGAAACUUAUCUCAAUCAAGCAAUUAAGAUAUUAUGUUCUUCCCAGAAACUAAGCUUCCCAAAUAAAAUAAGUAGAAUAGAACUUUAAGACAAAAGAGAAGGCAGCCAAGUAUAAAGAUUUUGCUAUCAAAAUAUAAGGAUUAUUAAGAUGAAAUAAUUCCAAGUAGUCAUAGCAACAAUAUAAAUGAUGAUGAAUCAAAGAAAGAUAAUGAGAAAAUGACAAUGAGCAGGUCCUUUUACUCAAAUGAAAAAGAGUUUUUUAAGGAAGAAUCAGUUAAACCCAGCACAAGAGUGAUAUCUAUGUAGCCUAGAAAGAGCAUCUUUACAUCUAGAUUAUAGAAAAUCAAGGAUGGUUACAAAAAGAAUGAAACUGGGUAGCUCAUUAUAAAUCUUAACUCAAAUGCAAAAUCUGUAAGUGAGGAGUCCUAUGAUUUCGGAGAUAGUAGGAGGACAUCAUUUUCAGACUUUUAUGAAUUAAAUGAGAUGCUUGUUGAUGAAAAUGGAAAACAAAUAAAAAAGAACUACAAAGGAAAGAAAGUACUAAUAAAAGGCAUCCCUUAAGAUGAGAUAAAAAUGAGGGAACUAGAAAUGGAAAAAAUGUAGUUAAAAGUCUUAUAAGGGCCAGAAAAACUUGAAUAUCUAUAUAAACUAAAUAGAGAGGAGGCUAAGCUAAGGACUUAUUCGAGAGACUCUAGUACAACUAAAAGUAGAGUUGAAAUUAACACAAACUAUAGUUAAAGAUCUAACAAGAAUUCUAAACUUGUUAAAAAUAACUAAAGUAGCUAAAUGAAGUCUAAUAUUUCUAAAAAAAGAAAAAUCAAUGUUUCUAAAGAUAGAAGUGCAACCAAUUUUGAAUAGCCUCCUUGGGUAAAUUAUGAUAAUUUUGAUGCAAAUAUUUACUCAUUAGAAACUAUUCCUAAGAAAAAGGAUGCUAUAAUAGCAUAAAGCCCAUCAAUUGAGGAGCAUGUAGAUAACAUAUUAAAUGAUACAUGA